AUGGCAACUCACGGAUCAAGAAGAAAAUCUUGGCAAUUUAUAUUUCUUUCUGAUUCAAAUUAUGUUUAUGGUUUAUUGAAUCCACAUGAAUUGGAUUAUGAAUUAGAUACAAAUCAUAAUAAUCAUGGAAAAAUAUUAGCUGGUAUACAAUGUGUGGAUAAAGUUGAACGGUCAAAACUGAUUCAUAAAUGGUUGAAUAUUGAAUUAGAAAAUUUCAAUGAUAAUUGGCCACAAUUUCAUCAAAACAAUGAUGAAUUUAAAAUUUAUGGAAAUGUACCAAUCCACACAAGGAUUGGACGAGUUGUUGCUAUGGAUAUAGAUUCUGAUAAGAAAUUAUCUAACUAUAUACAACCUUCUUAUCAUUAUAGUAAUCAAAUUAUGAAUCAACGAUCAUCAAUACAUGUAUAUCUUUUACUUGUAAAUGAACAAAAUACAACCGAUCAUAAUGCAACUUUGAAUAGAACUGGAUGGAUAUCCACAACAAUAAAUCGAUCUAGUCCAUAUCAUAAAACUUCAUUGAUCUACAAGCAUUCUAAUGAGCAUAUUCCAAAUAUGAUACAAAUGGAUUCAUUGACCGAUAGAAUAGAGUUAUACAGUGAAGCUGUACUAUAA
Schistosoma spindalis is the source of this 612-nucleotide messenger RNA. The record is from the annotation of a GenBank genome assembly. Lineage: Eukaryota; Metazoa; Platyhelminthes; Trematoda; Strigeidida; Schistosomatidae.